This is a messenger RNA of Humulus lupulus (European hop), 611 nucleotides long. RefSeq lists its product as uncharacterized. The record is from RefSeq and is a predicted model, not a curated record. Lineage: Eukaryota; Viridiplantae; Streptophyta; Magnoliopsida; Rosales; Cannabaceae. The transcript has a single exon. Bases 90 to 377 code for a protein of 95 amino acids.
AGCCGAUCAAAUCAAAAACAUUUAUACAUACAAUUUUUGGUGUUGUAGAGAGAGAAUAUCAAAAGAGAAAGCAACUAAGUCCGUCCGAUAUGAAGAACAGCACUAAUUACAUGCCUCCGGUUCGCCAAUAUGCCACAAUUCCAAACGACAAAGGAGAAGGAGUUAGAGAGAAGGGAGUGUAUAGUACGACGUCGUUUAAUGCUGUAGAGAAGAAAGAAACGACAAGCAGUAGUCAUGGGAAUAAGCUAGAGAGUAAGGUGUCGAUGGAUAUCAAUGAAAGCGCCGAUGCGUUCAUCAAAAAGUUUAGGCAACAGCUCUUGAUUCAGAGGCUCGAUUCCAUUGAUAAUUACCAGCAAAUGCUUGCUAGAGGCCUCUAAACCUACACCCUAUAUAGCUAUACUAUAUUUAUAUUAUAUAUAUAUAUGAACAUUAUUAUUAUUAUUAUAAAUUAAUUAAUUGUUUUUGGUUGCUUAAUGCUUCUCCUCUUAAGGAGCUUUGAUGUAUAUUUUUUUAAGAGGGAUAUGAUAAUAUAAGCAUAUGUGUGUGAACAAUAAUUAACAUGUACAACCUUUUCAUAAUAAGAGCAAAUACAUGAAAUAUUAUAUUUUAUA